Messenger RNA from Pyricularia grisea, 975 nucleotides. RefSeq lists its product as uncharacterized. The record is from RefSeq and is a predicted model, not a curated record. Gene Ontology annotation, cellular component: mannosyltransferase complex; endoplasmic reticulum membrane. Gene Ontology annotation, molecular function: mannosyltransferase activity. The transcript is spliced from 2 exons. Gene Ontology annotation, biological process: GPI anchor biosynthetic process. Lineage: Eukaryota; Fungi; Ascomycota; Sordariomycetes; Magnaporthales; Pyriculariaceae. Bases 123 to 881 code for a protein of 252 amino acids.
UAUUUACUUGUAUCCAGUCAACCAAGUCAUACCCUGUCAGCUUGAUCGCUAGGGUUUCACUGCUUAUUAUAGCUGGUAGAAACCCCGACUAAAAGACGAUUAUCCAAUGCUCACCGUCCACAAUGCUUAAUUAUUUUGGCCUCAUCGGGGUGCUGUUGAGCAUGUGUGCAUUUGCACCCCCCGUCGCUGCCAAUGUCGAAAAGAUAAUAUUCCUUGGCCCCGAUACCAUCAACGUUCCCCAUCAGAGCCCGACCAUUGCAGAUCUUGGUCUCGAUGUGUUGAGUCCAGACAGCGCCAAUACUCGCUCGAUCCGGACUUAUCUAGAGGCAGAAUUCCCUGGAAAGGACGAACAAGGUCUUCGUAAGGGAAAGACGACAUGGCUUUUGCUCGACAACUUGAAGCCCGGGCAGCGUUACGAGGUUCGCGUGUGUUGGGCGGCAACUCAACCAAUAUCCUUCACUCUCAAGACUCAUGAUGUUCCAGUGGUUUGGGACACUCCUGAGCUGAUCUCCUCACUAUCAGAGUAUUCAACUGCUAGGCUGGAGAAGAAAUCAACCCAAGAGGGAGAGGAAUCUGGGCAGUCAGGUCGUAAAGCUAUCGACCGGCGGGGAGAGCACGAAGCCUCAAUGCUGUUGCUCGAAAUACUGGCCGCCGCCGACUACUUCACCGACCAUGCGAAUCUCAUGGAGAAGGUCGAGCCAGUGCACGUUGACAUCAUCUUGGAUCCGUACGUCUUCAACGUUCUGCCACGUUCCCUCAUACCGACGGUUCUCUAUAUACUUGUUGUAGCCACCGUCUUUUGGUUAUUUGCUCGCAGGAUGGCGGCAGGAUUUCGAGAAUUCGCUUCCGACAAGGCUACUUCCGAAAAGAAGCAGCAAUGAUGCCAACUAAGAAGGGAAACAAAAAAAAAGAAAAAAAAAAAGAAAAAAAUCAUCACCUGCAGAUCAUUCAUUUAUUCUUAUCGGGUACGCCAAC